Messenger RNA from Dictyostelium discoideum AX4, 609 nucleotides. RefSeq names its product MaoC-like dehydratase domain-containing protein. The transcript has 3 exons. The record is from RefSeq and is a predicted model, not a curated record. NCBI's taxonomy places the organism in Eukaryota, Evosea, Eumycetozoa, Dictyosteliales, Dictyosteliaceae. The coding region runs from base 1 to 609 and encodes 202 amino acids.
AUGAAUCAACAACAAAUUAGAAGAGUUGAAACAUUAACUAAUCAUUUAUGUUCAUCAUCAAAUGAAAGUUUUUAUCUCUCAUCAAAUAAUACAGAUGCAUCAUUAAGAGAACUUGUUAUUAGAGCACAAGCUCAAAGAAAUGCAAGAAAUACUAAAACUCUUAAAGGUUUAGAAGAGAUGAAAACUUUAGUUGGUAAAGAGAUUGGUACAAGUGAAUACUUUAAAAUCACUCAAGAUCGUGUAAACUCUUUUGCUGAAUCAACUGGUGAUUUCCAAUGGAUUCAUAUUGAUCCAGAAAGAGCUAAAUCUGAAAGUCCUUUUGGUGGUCCAAUUGCACAUGGUUUCUUAACAUUAUCAUUAGCACCAAUGUUUGCAGAAGAAGUUAUGCCAAAUGUUGAAGGUAUUAAAUAUGGUGUAAAUUAUGGUUUCAAUAAAAUUAGAUUCUUAUCGCCAGUACCAGUCGAUGGUAAUUUAAGAUGUAAAUUUGAAUUACAAGAAUUAACACCAGUUUCAGGUGGUGCUCAAGCUGUUAUUAAAUUAACUUUUGAAGUUGAAGAUCAACCAAAAGCUUCUGCAAUUUGUGAAUGGAUUAUUCGUUACUAUGAAUAA